AUGGGCUCGAGCUUCCCUGCCCCGCUGCGGCUCACCCUGGCGCUGCUCUGGCAGCUGGGACUCUCGGCGGCGAUCCAGUGGCUAGGGCUGAUGGUGAAUGGCAGCAGGGUAGCCUGGAACGAGACUCAGCACUGUAAGAUCUUGGAUGGGCUAGUCCCAGACCAGUUGCAGCUGUGCCGAAGAAACCUGGAGCUCAUGCAUAGCAUUGUACAUGCAGCCAAAGAGACCAAGGGAGUCUGCCAGAAAACGUUCUCGGAUAUGAGGUGGAACUGCUCUUCCAUUGAGUAUGCACCCAGUUUCACCCCUGACCUCAUGAAAGGGACCAGGGAAUCUGCAUUUGUCUAUGCAUUGGCUGCUGCUGCUGUCAGCCAUUCCAUCGCUCGGGCCUGUGCCUCAGGGGAACUACCUAUCUGUUCCUGUGGAUCUGUCCCAUCUGAGGUGCCUGGGCCUGGCUUCAGGUGGGGUGGCUGUGGGGACAACCUCCGCUAUGGCCUCCAGAUGGGUUCUGCCUUUGCUGAUGGUCCCAUGAAGUCCAGUAAGGCAGGAGGACAAGCCACCAGGCUUAUGAAUCUACAUAACAAUGCAGUGGGCCGACAGGUAUUGAUUGACUCCUUGGAGACUAAGUGUAAAUGCCAUGGUGUUUCUGGCUCCUGCUCAGUUAAGACUUGUUGGAAGGGGCUGCAAGAUUUGAGUGAAAUAGCCAUUGACCUCAAAUCCAAGUACUUGGCAGCCAUCAAGGUGACCCACCGGCACAUGGGGACCAGAAAGCAGCUGGUGCCCAAAGAACUGGACAUCAGGCCAGUGAGAGAGGCUGAGCUGGUUUAUCUAGUCAGUUCUCCAGACUACUGCACAAAGAAUCCCAAACUGGGGUCUCUGGGGACUCAGGACAGGCAAUGCAACAAGACCUCUGUGGGCAGUGACAGCUGCAACCUGAUGUGCUGCGGGCGUGGCUACAAUGCUUACACUGAGAGUGUGGUGGAGAGGUGCCAGUGCAAGUACUAUUGGUGCUGCUAUGUGAUGUGCAAGAAGUGCCAGCGGACGGUGGAGAGAUACGUGUGCAAGUAA
Emys orbicularis (European pond turtle) is the source of this 1065-nucleotide messenger RNA. Its product is annotated as protein Wnt-11b-like. Gene Ontology annotation, molecular function: frizzled binding; cytokine activity. Lineage: Eukaryota; Metazoa; Chordata; Testudines; Emydidae. The transcript has 5 exons. The record is from RefSeq and is a predicted model, not a curated record. Gene Ontology annotation, biological process: multicellular organism development; canonical Wnt signaling pathway; neuron differentiation. The coding region runs from base 1 to 1065 and encodes 354 amino acids. Gene Ontology annotation, cellular component: extracellular region.